AAGCGAAGGAACCAUGCCUAAAACCAAGUCGUAAUUUAAUUUGUCCAAGUAUAGUCCGUUUGUGAUCUUUGCCAGUAGGUGCCUCUGGGGCAGUUAGUUGUGCCUACAAAACAGUUACCAUUGUUGCACCUACUUGGCAAUCCAGGACAUUUAAUAUAUUUCAUUAAAUAUCUUAAUAUAUUGCCACCACAGCCGAGUCCGUGGUGCAUGCAGGGUGAUAGACAGUUGAGUGUAAGAAGUGAAUUAUAAAGUCAAGUGCCACUGUCUGCACGGUUAUUUAAUUUUUUGCCUAUUCCCUGACUGCGCGCAGUGCUGCUGAGAUUCGAUUGCGCGAGCGUCAGUAGUGUAUGGAUGCUAAGAAAGUGGUUUCUGGAGGAAAAAUACAGGAUUAGCAUAUUCAUUUGUAACAUGAUGGACAGUAUUCUGGCAGAUGCAGAGCUUUGCAAGGACCGUAUUGUUGAACGGUGUUAGUGGACAAGCAGACUCAGUAGCGGUCUUCGGUGAAAUAUAAAGGAGUAAAAAGCCAGGUGUUCUCUAUGAGGAGGAUUCAUGCUCGCUCUGCUGUGUACAGCUGCUGCUGAUUCCCCCCUGGCUGGUGAGUAACCCUUGUUCUCGCCGAAUCUCUACAUAUGGGAGACACUGGACCGUAUGGCGUGCUAUUACCUUGUCAUCAGCUCCACGCAUCUCAGCAAUGGGCAUUUCCGAAGCAUUAAGGGAGUUUUCAGGGGGCCCCUCUGCAAGACUACCGGCAGUGAAUUACCGGAUUAUGCUGAAAAGGAGAAAGCCAUAGCGAACGCUCUGGAGGAUCUGAAGGCUAAUUUCUACUGUGAAUUAUGUGACAAGCAGUACCACAAACACCAGGAGUUUGACAAUCACAUAAAUUCCUAUGACCAUGCUCACAAGCAGAGGCUGAAAGAAUUAAAGCAAAGGGAAUUUGCUCGCAAUGUUGCUUCCAAGUCCUGGAAAGAUGAAAAGAAACAGGAAAAAGCACUUAAGCGCCUCCAUCAGCUGGCUGAGCUGCGGAAGCAGUCUGAAUGUGGUCCUGGAAGUGGUCCAAUGUUUAGAGCCACCACAGUUGCCGCAGAAGACCAGCAGCAAGAGAGAACAUUCACAGAGAAGGAUGUUGGGAAUGGGAAUCGCUACAUACUAAUUGGAGAUCCACAGGACCCACAGGAACUUCCUGUCACCAAGGAACGAUUGCACAAAUCAAUUGGAAAGAUUGGUAUACAAUUAGCUGAAGAUUACAACAACCAAAGGGCAGGGGUCUCAUUUUGCUUCUCUAAAAAGGCCCAGCUAAAGCUGGAGUCAUCUGCAUCAGUUUUUAGUGACACCACAGAGGAGGCCAAUGAUAGAGAAGAGCUACAAAGUCAGAAAGGAAAGCAAACAGCUGAAACAUUUCGAGCUCAAAUACCUUCACCAGGACAUCCUGCAGACGAGAAAGAACUAAAAGAACAACAGAUGGACAACAAAACACAAAAUAAACAAGGGAAAGACCCUGAAUUCCACCAAAGUCCUAGCGCACAUAACAUAACUGACAAGGAAGAUUUUCCCUUAAUAGUCUUCACUGGAUCUUUUGAAAACACUGACUUAAGCCACGGUCCUAAGGCAGAUUUAGACAAUAAUGAAUCUAAUGCAUCCAACUGUUUUGCAGCAAGAGAUCACAGCAGUAAAGACACACAUGCUGAGGGAGACUCAAGCUAUCAACAAAGAAAGGUUCUCAUUGAGGAGUUCCUUAAUACUGAGCCAGACACAUUAAUGAUCAUUGAUUCAGACAAGAUGAAACCUGAUGAAUCCUUGGGCGAUAUACGUGUAGCAGAUGAUGAGUGUGCUUCAAAACAGGCCUACGGGGACUCGGAUGGACUGACUAAAACAGUAGGGCCAUUUCUUGAUGUUCUAAACAAAGAUGGAUCGAUGAUGCUGAAAUGGCCUUCUGAACUGUUACUGCAUACUAAGACUGAACCCUGCAUUUCAUAUAGUUGCAACCCUCUAUAUUUUGAUUUUAAACACUCCAGAAAAAAACACAUUAUACAAGAUGGCACACUGUCAGUAGAGAUAGAUUACUGUAACGUAGACAUGGUGGAUGAAAAAAGCAAAGGAACUAUUGUUGAGUGGCAAACUCACAAUCAGGAAACAAAUCAGUCAGCUUUUUUCAAACCAAAGAAGGUGAAACAUUCCAAAGCACGCCAAACCCUGAAACUAAAAUUAGAAGCUGUUAACAAAGCAAGAAGUAGCUGUAAGCACAAUAUCAAAUCUAAAGAUGGAAGAGGAUUAGAGUAUAAACAACGUGAUGCGACACAGAAUGAAAGUGUGAAUGCAAAAAGGUUUGGCUUUAAGAAACGGAAGAGAUCUCUAAAUGAUGAAUGCUCAAAUGAAAGUGAUGUGGCAGAGCAAAGUAAAAAAAAUAAGAACAAUCCAUUUUCCCCUUCAGAGGAUAUGGGCCAAAACUUUUAUGAAGAAGCACCUGAAACUGGCGGACAGGUCAAGUCAAAGAAUAAUUUUUUGGACUCCAUGUCUAAUAUUGGAGAUUCUAAAAAGGAGAUCUACAGAAAGUCUGUUAGUGAUAAGUCAAGUUCCUAUAGCAGUUAUUUGGAAAUUGAUACUGAUAGCGAGGAAGGAUUUUCUCAGGGUUGGAGGUGUUCAUCCUCUUUUGAGUCAUCAGAAAGAGGUUCUAGUUCCAGAACAUAUGGUAUCACAUCCAGCUGUAGCAGAACUUACUCCAGUUGUAGAUCCAGUGAUGAUAGCACAAGCAGAAACUCACAUCAUUGUUCUGCCAGAAAGUCCCAUCAAGAUUACAAGAAUACCCAUUGGCAUAAAAUGAAAAACUAUUCCUCAUCUGAGGAGACCAAUGAUGAUGAUGAGUACUUCAGACACAGCAGAAGCAGGAAAAGGAAAAGAACCAGGGAGCAUGGGACAAAGAGCCGAAGUAGAAGUUCAUAUAGUAGCACUUCUGGUCAAAGUAGUGACUGGAAAAGAUGUUCCCAUCUAAGUUCAAGUUCUAGUAGAAGAAGCCAUCGUUCCGAUACAACUGGAUCUAAAUCUAGACAUUCAUGCACCAACAGUGACAGGAAGUUAAGUCAGAGGAGGUCUAGGUCAUUUUCAAGAGACAGGUUGUAUUGCUCUAAAAAAAAAACAUUAGCUAAGAACAGAGAGACAGUUAAGGACACCGGAAGACAACACCAAACUGAAACAGGGAAUCCUGCACAAAGCAGCAGCAGAAAGUAUGCAAUUAAUUGUCAUAAGAAAAGGUUUCCAGCUGAUAAAAUUAAUGCAGAUAAAAAUCUUCUUGAUAAAUUCCAGCCCAAGAAAUCUUAUGAAGAAAAGACACAUCCAUCAAAGAUAUUGAAUAUAAGCAGUGUAAAACUGAAGGAUCAAUCCCAGGUUUGCUUUGGGUCCAGUACCCCAUUACUACUCACCAAUGCACCAGCAUUACCCUUAAUUGGAAAAUUGCCUGCUGCCAAAAGAAAUUCCAAGAAACAGGAGCACAAUAGAAAUAAAAGCAGAGAUAAAGAGGAGGCUCUUAAAAACAAUGAGAUUGGAGCUCUUAUUGGUUCUAAACAGUCUGAGACUCGUCUUCCUGAAGGGGAAGUCAGAGAGUGCAAUCUUCAGAGCCCAGAGGUAGUGCUGAUUGAAGGGCAACUGCUACACACUAAAGGAAAGGAACUCAGUGUACAGAACUACUACCCAGGUCUUCAGGGACUACCUGAGGCAUGUUCCUUUUCUGUUAAUUCCACUGAGGAGGAGAAAACUCAGUUACCAAAUACCGGAAUACACUUUGCUUCAAGAGAAGGCGCCACACAGUAUCCUUUAAAGACUAAAAUGCAGAACGUGGAAGAAACUGAGCCUCAGUUUGAGAGCUCAAAAUGUGUUUUGCCGCCUCUGACUGAACAACCCAUAACCUUCGCACCGGACGAAAUCGACAAGUACAGAUUGCUGCAGCUCCAGGCUCAGCAGCAUAUGCAACAGCAGCUGCUGGGGAAGCGCGUAAAGGUACUACCAUCUCCUGCUGAGGUACCCACUUUCAGCCCUGCGCCAGCCUUUCCACCAAUCCCUCUUCAGCAACCCAACCCCAUUACAAGCAUCCGCCAGGCGCUCAUUCAGCAACAUGCAGUGGCAGCCUUUACAUCUGCCCUGCACCCCCAUGGCAACCUACAGCCCUUGGCACACAUUCACCCUUUCCCUCAGUCACACUUCACUCCCAUUUCUCUUUCCCCAUUUGCUCCAGCAAUGUUUUCUGCCCACCCAGCUGCUCUGCUGGCAGGCCACCCCUUGCAUUUUGUUCCAGCAUCCUCCUUCCACCCAGCCCAUCCGGCCCUUCAUCCAAUGUCACACAGCUCCCUUCUUCCCACCUUACUAGCUCCUAGUCCAUCUAUGGCAGCUGCUACUGCUGCUUCUGCCCUCUAUCUACACCCUUACCUUCAUCCUCUUUUCCCAGGACAGGAUUUGCAGCCCCACUCUCGACCCAGCACUUGAGUAUACACACCUCUUAGGAAUAUACAGCUAAGGCCAAAAGGUUUGCAUCACCUUAUAGAAUGAACUAAUUUUGCUUCAUAAAGUCGAAUUAUGCCUGCUGAAUAGGUAACAUAUUGAAUUAAAUACCGUAUAAUUAAAAAACUGAUAAAAUUGAAAAAUGUGACAUUUCAAAAUUUAAUCUAAAUUAUGUUCAUAUAGCUUUUUUUUUUUUUUUUUUAAAAACGAUGUCCUAAUCCUAAAAUUCUAGGUAAUUCAAAACUUUUGGCCAUAGCUGUAUAAGAAAAUGACAGAAGUCUCUAAAUUGACUUACUGACUAAAACUGGCAUUAAUUGUAUUCGUGCAAAAAAAACAAAAAAACAGUACGCACACAUUUUUUUCCCCCAGAUAGAUUUCCUUGUGUAUAAAACUGAAAUAGUUGCUAUAAAGGCAGGAUAUACAUUUGGAUUUCAGAAAAGCAUUUCAGUAAAUGUAUGUUUCUUUUUUAUUAUUACAUUUCUUAGCAGACGCCCUUAUCCAGGGCGACUUACAAUUGUUACAUACAAUUACCCAUUUAUACAGCUGGGUUUUUACUGGAGCAAUCUAGGUAAAGUACCUUGCUCAAGGGUACAACAGCAGUGUCCCCCACUGGGGAUUGAACCCACGACCCUCCGGUCAGGAGUCCAAAGCCCUAACCACUACUCCACACUGCUGCCUUUUUGCUCUUUGCAUUGGCAUAAAACACUGAAACAGACUUACAGAGCAGACUAUUACAGAGGCAUUAAAGAGUAUUGAAUAGAAUUUACUGUGGCACAGAUUUAACAGGGUUAGGGUAAGGGCAUGUCAAAUGUAAACAUGCAUCUAUACAAUUGUCUUUUAAACUGAAUGUAAUGCGUUUAUACUUAGCUGUUUACAGCAGUAUUAUCAUUUUAUUAGACAAUAUGUAAACAUUGCGAUUUUCUGUAUUUUUAUGUCAAAUGACCAUGAGUAGUCAGCAAGUAAACUUAAUUGCACUGACUAUUGUAAAUGAAAUGCUGCUUAUUAGGCACUCCCAUUUAGGUGAUUGUAGUAUGAUGCAAUAAUAUAUAUAUAUAUAUAUAUAUAU
Messenger RNA from Acipenser ruthenus (sterlet), 5551 nucleotides. RefSeq names its product zinc finger protein 804A-like. The coding region runs from base 649 to 4470 and encodes 1273 amino acids. Gene Ontology annotation, cellular component: nucleus. The record is from RefSeq and is a predicted model, not a curated record. Lineage: Eukaryota; Metazoa; Chordata; Actinopteri; Acipenseriformes; Acipenseridae. The transcript has 4 exons.